Messenger RNA from Chondrus crispus (carragheen), 1964 nucleotides. RefSeq lists its product as hypothetical. The transcript is spliced from 2 exons. Lineage: Eukaryota; Rhodophyta; Florideophyceae; Gigartinales; Gigartinaceae. The coding region runs from base 1 to 1857 and encodes 618 amino acids. The record is from RefSeq and is a predicted model, not a curated record.
AUGGCGUAUCCGUGCCCCCCCAUAAAUGACACAUUACGCUCUUGGUCUAGAGAACAGAAUGAGAACUGCUUUGCCAACUUGCAGCUUCCGCCGACUCCUCUGCUCGUCUCAUCCGUCUACACGGGGCAUUCGAGCACCGGGCACACUAUGAUUGAGAUUUUACUUGAACGGACAAGAUUCAUCGCUUGGUCCGACUUUGACGACAAGGUAAAAGCUGCAUGCAGGGACUCCAAGAUUCUUAUCGCUUCCCUCCCCGAAACCGAGAGAUUGGAGGUUGGGGCAAUGUUCAUUGGAGCUAGACAGCAAUUGACAGAGAGUUACAUCGUACCCACAGAGACUGAUACGUUGCAUAUUGUUUCGAAUGCUUCUUGUUCUGUGGCUCGUGUUUACGAAAAGCUCGACCACAAGCAAACAUUGGUUACCGCUGGUCACAACGAGCGCAUACCAUCGUCUUUGUUCCGCUAUGGUGGGUCGCCACCGAUUGAUUUGGUAUUUCGUCGGUCUCCAGGCUUUAUGUUUUCGGAAAGUAAGAACAAGAAUCAAGAACAAAUCAUUCUGGUGGUAGGAGAUCUGAAGCGGCCAUCAAUUCCACUCACUCCAACUCCCGUCCAGGAGAAUUCUUCAGGACAUGUUGCCGCCACGCACAAUGACGGAUACAAAGAAGAGGGGAAGAGCUGGUACGUCAGCAUGAUGUCGCAGGCUUUGAUACACGCCAUGCACACGAAGAAUGGGUGCGUCUUCUUAACAAACCACAACGACACCAUCUUCAUGAAGGUUGGAGCGCACAGCGGGAGGAGCGGAUGGAAACUGCAGGUUGAGGUUUCCAGGUUUUACAAAUGUAACGCGGACGAAUCCUCGUUUCAUGCCAUCAUCGCGAUGCUCCGCGAAUGUGAGACAAGCUCCAACAGCAGCGAUGAAUUGCAAGCAGCGUUCAAUGAUUUUCAGAAGACUCGCCUGAGGAAGAACCCGCGUGAAAGCUCUGGGACCAAUGAAAGUAGUCGCAACGUUUUGAAACCCGAGAUGAUAACAAGAGGGCUGGGCUCUCGUGUCACUGAGGCGACAUCUGGUCGUAGUGGGACGAAAGCUGCAAAUACGGCAGCAUGUAUCCAGAACAGACAUAAGCGUCCGAAAACCCAGGACAGCGCAUUUUUUGAACAAGAUGCAGCACAGUUAUAUCAGCCAGAACUGAUCCGCCGUUUAAUGGAGGCUUCAGAUGACAUCAUCACGACGGACGGGCACUCGACGGUGUUGCGGAGCUGGAAUGGUGACAUGGAAGUAGCCGUGAAGUACUGGAACUGCGCUAGCCAAGAAGGAUUAGAUAUGAUCGUGAACGAGGCUGGGGUAUACGAAGAAGUCGCGGAUACAUGUCCACACUUGUUGGGGACGGUGUUACCGCGUGUAGUGGCGCUUUGGAAGGAACCGGAAACGGACACAGUGGUUGUGACAGAGCAUGUGGGAGAAUCUUUGAGCAUGGAAACGAACGAAAACGGGCUCAAUGAAGUGUUGAGGUGUGGGAAUGUUGUGCUUGACAGCAGAGAUAGUGAAUUGCUAACACAAGCGGCGCACGAAGCACUUAAAGAGCUUCACGAGACUGGAUUGCGACACAUGGACAUCGGCACGCGGAACAUGAGGGUGAGACGAGAGAUGGAUAAGAAGGGAGUAGUGAUCUGGAGGGUGUGGUUUAUUGAACUUGGGCGGGCGUACUUUUCACAGGAUGACCGUGAUAAAGGACAGGAUGAGAACGAUCUACGACGUGCAUGUGCCACCAAGUUCAGUAGAUCAACAUGUGACACUACCGCACCCGUGGAUUCCAGCGAAUCGACGAGUGACGGCGAGAAUGAGGAUUAUUUCCCUUAGAAUACGGUACACCAUAUCUGGUGCAUAACCAUGCACAACAGUCGUCCUUGACGAAUAGCAAUAGUACUGCGCAGUGGGCAGUAAAAAGGAGGCUAUAGUUCUAUCGA